ACCAAGCGAAGGACCUCGGGCCCUCUGACGUGUUAUUCAGGCGCCGGGUAGCGGUGAGUUUUCGGGUCAGCUCGGAGGCUUCUUUGGAGGACAGUUGAAUCAUGGCCCUGAGGGUGAUCCGGCUGCUCGCCCCAUCGGGAGCGACCGCUCUCAAAGCGGCGAACGUCGCACCGAAGGCGUGUGUGCACACGAGCCCCGCGCGGCGCCUGCGCUACGGCUGGCUGGCCUACGCGCUGGGCGAGAGGACGACGCCGCGGUUAAAGCACAACAGCAAAAUCAUCACCGUGGAUGGCAACCUGUCCUCCGGGAAAGGGGCGCUGGCCCAGAAGCUGGCCGACAAGCUGGGGAUGCUCUACAUGCCGGAGGCGGACACCUUCUACUUGGACAGGAGGGCCGGGGAGAAGGAGCUGCUCCCCGUCGACUUCAACGGGAUGUGCAGCCUGCAGAGGUUCUACGCCGAGCCCAAAGCCGCCGACGGCAACAGCUACCGGCUGCAGAUGUGGAUGUACACCAUGCGGGUGCUCCAGUACGCCGACGCCAUCGAGCAUCUGCUCACCACAGGCCAAGGCGUGAUCCUGGAGCGUUCUCCCUUCAGUGACUUUGUCUUCCUGGAUGCCAUGUUGAAAGAGGGUUACAUCAGGAAGGAGUGUGGGCAGCACUACAACGAGAUCAAAGGCAUCAGCAUCUGCGAGUUCCUGCCGCCGCACCUCGCCAUCUACGUGGACCUGCCCGCCGAGGAGGUGCACAAGAAGAUGACGCAGAGCGGACAGAACGUGUCCCUGUCGUAUCUGAAGGGCAUCGAGGACAGUUACAAGAACUCCUUCUUGCCCCAAAUCAGCGAAACGUCGGAGCUGCUCGCCUAUGACGCCACCAAAGCCCAAGACGUGGAGAGGGUGGCCGAGGACUUCGAGUAUUUGAAGUUCGAGAAGGGCCCGUGGCUGGAGCAGGACGACGUCACCUACCACCACAUGAGGAUGCUCGUGGAGGACAAACAGAGGGUGUCGACUCUGACCCACAUACCCAGGUUCCUGCCGGAGAUCACCAUCGGAGCCCACGACUACGACAACAAAUACUACGCCUACAAGUCGGUACGUGGCGGCGGCGAGGGAAGGGGGGGGGGGGGGGGGAGCGCAGCCAUGGAGGAGGGUGGCGGCCCGUCCUGUCCGUUCUCCUCGGUUCUGAGGAGCGACCGAUUUUAAACACCUCUUCAUCCC
Messenger RNA from Pungitius pungitius (ninespine stickleback), 1214 nucleotides. It is a transcript of the gene ndufa10, whose product is annotated as NADH:ubiquinone oxidoreductase subunit A10. The transcript has 9 exons. Gene Ontology annotation, cellular component: cytoplasm. Gene Ontology annotation, biological process: mitochondrial electron transport, NADH to ubiquinone. Bases 102 to 1199 code for a protein of 365 amino acids. Lineage: Eukaryota; Metazoa; Chordata; Actinopteri; Perciformes; Gasterosteidae. The record is from RefSeq and is a predicted model, not a curated record.